CCCGAUCCCUACAACCUGGGAGAGCCACGAGGCUGAGAGGCUGGAGCGCCCCUCCGAAUUGAAGGGGCUCGCGGAGGUCACCACCAAAUCUGAAUCUAUGCACCCUACCAUGUCCUUCUGCCUUCACCCGCGCUGCAUUCUCCUGGCAGCUGUGGCAUUCUUGUGUGUCUGGGCCAUCUUCUGUCCUUCUGCGAUAAGGAAGGAGCUCUCCUGCACUCCUUUAAUACCAGCCCCAGCUGCACCUGUGCCCCCACUCUCCUUGCCUCACCUUCUGAUCCCUAACAUAGGAGUUUGCACAGGUCUUGGUGCCCCACUUUUCCUUCUGAUUCUAGUGAGCACAGCGCCUGACCACCAAGAGCAGAGAGAUGCCAUUCGAGCCUCUUGGGGGGCUCCUCGGGAGAUCCAGGGCUACUUGGUCCGGACACUUUUCAUGCUGGGGGAACCCAGUAAUGGUCCUUUGGAACACAUUAAGGAAGUAUUGAAACAGGAAGCCCAGGUUAAGGGGGAUAUUGUGCAAGCUGCUUUCAUGGACUCCUAUCGAAACCUUACCCUAAAAACCCUAAGUGGGCUGGCAUGGGCAGCCAGGUACUGCCCCGAUGUCCACUAUGUCCUCAAAACUGACGAUGAUGUCUACAUCAAUGUCCCCGGCUUUGUGGCUGAGCUUGAGCGACGAGGAAACGACCUGAAAAAGGACUGGCAACAAAGAUAUCUUGACAGAGAUGGAAUUGUAGCCCAUAACCCACGCCUUCCUGUACCCUACCUGUACCUAGGCCAUAUUCACCGGAGAGUCUACCCUUCCCGCUCGGAGUACAGCCGGCACUGGGUAUCAGAGGUGCAAUGGCCUUCUGCCAGGGGUCCCUUCCCACCCUAUGGUUCAGGCACUGGCUAUGUGUUAUCGGCCCCAGUCCUGCGGCUGAUUCUGAGGGCAGCUGGGGGUGUGCCUCUGAUACCGGUAGAGGAUGUCUUUAUCGGGGUGAUUGCCAAGAGGGUAGGGGUGGUCCCCAUCCACAGCAUACGAAUAGCAGGUGCCUCCCGCUACCCCAUCGAUCGCUGCUGCUUUGGGAGGAUCUUACUAAGCUCUCACCAUAUUGAACCUUGGGAGAUGAAGGAUAUCUGGGAGCUUGUGAGGGGUUCCUCAGGGAAUGGGCCACUUUGCUCCUGGCUCCAAGAAACCUUGGGAAUGCUAAGAUGUUGGGUGAUGCAACACUGGCAUUUUUGACAACUCAUAAGAGCUGAGGCUGGAGACAUCAAGAGGAAGGGGUUCGAAGAGGCUGGGGGCCACAGCCCUGUCCCACAUUCUGAAGAGCUGGGAAUGAUCAGGAGAGGGCUGAGAUCUGAGAGCUGGAUGGGCCCUGAUCAGCUGGGGAGAAAAGCCUUCCUCCCUAUCCUGAGAUGGUCGGAGGGGAUAGAGAUGAGACUGUCUCCCAGGGUGUAGUGUCUUUCUGCAGGGGCAGGAGGUGAUAGCUAUUCCUAUGAAUUAGUAAAGCCUCCUUGUUUUCUUCA
Molecule: messenger RNA, 1503 nt
Organism: Gracilinanus agilis (Agile Gracile Mouse Opossum)
Lineage: Eukaryota; Metazoa; Chordata; Mammalia; Didelphimorphia; Didelphidae
Gene: B3GALT4
Product: beta-1,3-galactosyltransferase 4
Exons: 2
Coding region: 98-1219 (373 amino acids)
Cellular component (GO): membrane
Molecular function (GO): N-acetyl-beta-D-glucosaminide beta-(1,3)-galactosyltransferase activity
Source: RefSeq, a predicted model, not a curated record